CCACGCACUGCUGGAGAGGGAGGCGCAGCCAGACGCUUGCUCGUGCGAUUCUCUCACAGCAGAGACCAAAAUGCCUUUCUUCAACAACAUCUACUACCCAUACCAGCCGGACUGCCAGGGUGCCCAAACAUCUGUCGGAAUACCCUCGUUGCUGAGCUCUCCACAAAGCCAGCGAUCCAGCAACAACAGCCACCACACGGGCUCCGUGGCUGCCAUGUCAACCUCCGCGCACUCCUCAUCUGCCGUCUCGCUACCACCUUUUCGCUUCCGGACGCGGCGCGAGAAUGUGGACUGGCGUCGCAUCAGCGCUCUAGACGUGGACCGUGUGGCCAGCGAGCUGGACUUCCAGACGUUGCAGGACCACAUAACCGGCGUGACCUUCUGCAGCGUGGACGCAGAACGGUGUCAGCGCUGCCAGGCGCCGGUGGACGCCUCGCUGCUGAAGCUUUUCCGCCUGUCACAGCUGACCGUGGAGUACCUGCUUCACUCCCAGGACUACCUCAGCCUCAGUCUGCAGGCAGCGGAGGAGAGGGUCCAGGCAGAGCAGCGGGAGAAAGAGCAGAUGCAAGUGGCGUUUGAGAAGCGUGACGCUGAGCUGAAGAGCCUGAAAGAUGAACUGAAGCAGAGGAAGAAGAUCAUCACCUCGCAGCAGGUCAUGAUCAGCUCGGGCAUGGCAAGCUAUCACAAGUGCCAGUUGUGUGAUAAAGCCUUCAUGAACGCCACGUUUCUACACAGCCACAUGCAGCGCCGACAUCAUGAGGACUAUGACAUCAAACUACUGUCGGAAGCUCAGAAGAAGGUGCAGUCUGUGCGUUUCCAGGAGGAGAUUGAGAAGCUGAAGGAGCAGCUGUCACUGACGCGAUCUCAGCUGGAGACCCAACAGCAGCAGCAAGCCUGUAUGGCCAGGAGCAGCCAGGAGCCGGAUCUGAGUGAAAGGCAGGAGGAGCUGAAGCGUGAGCUGGAGAGGUGGAGGGUGGAGGAGAGGGUGGCCAUGAGCAGACAGAUAGAGGAGAUCAAGGAGAGCUGCCAGCGAGACGUCAACUCACUCUACCACAAGAACUCCAUGUUGGAGAAGGAACUGAUGAAAGUGCAGGAGACCAAUCGUGUUCUGGUGGCCAAGAUGGAAGAGGAGCAGGACUCUUGGAAGAAGAGGACCCCAGAGCCCGGCCCGAGUGAUGGGGACAAUCACAAGCAUCAUGCUGAGGAGACCAGGCACCAGCAGGAGAUCCUCAGGCUGGAGCAUCUGCUACAGGCCCAGGAAGAGAAAUGGACAGCCAAAUUGCUUAAAGUCCAGAAGGAAAACGAUACGGUGAAGAAACAGCUGAGGGAGGACCUGCAGCACUUACAGCAGAAAUCGUCCCGUGAGCAAACCCAGCCGCACAGACAGACGGAACAGACGGUGAAGGAGGGAAACGGCCUUCACUAUCAGCUGCCGCAGACGAACCUGGUGUCUUCAAAACCAUCUACAGUUGUCAAGGAGUCUCCAGCCCCUAUCCCAGAACCCAAGGCCAAACCAGUCGUGCAUGACCCCCCUCACCUGCUCAAUAAACUGGAGCCCAUAGUGGAACUCUCUGAGGAGGACAAAGACUCCUCAAGUAUAUCAGAGAAGAGGCCGUUGGUGGUGCGUGAGGUCCAGGAGAGGGUGAAGGCGUUCCUGAAGAACCCAGGAGCUCGGAGGGAGGUGAGGGAGGUGGUGGAGCAGACACUGGCGGACCAGCUGCACUCUCUGGGUGUCAGACCGGAGUCCCAGGGCCUGUGUACAGGGGAGUUUGAACGCUUGAUGACGGCGGUCCAGGAGAAGAGGAGGCAGCAGCAGGCCAAGGGCAGCCCUGGUGGGCGGGGCCUGAGGACAGAGCUCUCCCGCAGCCUGGAGCGGAGGGUGAAGGACAGGCUGGCCGGCUGCAGCUCUGCCCCCGAGAAACGCAGGAGGACCAGAGAUCCUCCAGUGGCCAUGCCCAGGGCCUUGUCCAACAGCCUUCCGUCCAGAGGCGUCCGACUGGUGUCAGAAAGCCCACCCACCCAACUGAGGACACCACAGGCACCCCAGCAGAACAGCCGCACCAAGCCCCAACCCAGCACCUCCACCCCCAAAAUUUAUCCAUCGAGUUCAGAUGAUGAUGAUGAUGAUGAUUCAGAAAAAGUAUUGGCUCCUCAGCCUCUGAAACGGUCCUGGCCUAGAAACGAGCCUGUGCCUCUCCCUAGGCCCACCAUCCCACAGGUGGUGGUCUGCAGAGAGAAGCCCGCUACUGCGGUGGACAGCGAUGGAACGUGGACAGAAGGCAGCGAACUGGAAGAGAUCGAGCCUAAGCAGCUACAGAAUUCCUGUCCAGUCAACCAGAAAACACAUGAGAAGAGGACGCAAGGUCACCAGGUGAAAGACCUAACCAGGAGCCUUGAGAAUCAGCUGGCUAGCCAGGGACCACCCAAACUGGCAGGGAGUGUCAACACCUUGUACACCUCUAAAAUCAUUGGGGCAACUACUCCCAAAACAUUGGACCAAGUGGAACAGCCUAAGCACACUGUGAAGGAUGACAAGAAGGGCAAUAAGGAAAAUCACAGCAAUAAUACUAACGAUGAGGAUGAUGACGACUGGGACAUCUCGUCUCUGGACGAGGCCUCCAAGCCCACCUCCACCCUUACCCCCCUGCAGAAGACGCUGGAGUCCACCAGCACCAGCGUGUGGGGGCCCUCUACUGGACACAGCGCCAAACCCGGACUAACUGAAGCUGGAACAGCGAGUACACUGAAGAGCAGCCUGCUGUCCUUUAGUGACUGGAGUAGUUCUGAGGACUAAUAGCUUUUAUUUCUUACAAAAACAAAACAUAAUUAUGAAAUAUGAUUUUAAUUUUCAAGCUCUCCACCACCCAAUCACUGACUGAAUAAAAAAAAUUAAUAUUUGUAUUUUAGGUACAGUUUGGUAUUUAAAGGUGCGGUUGUGUGGACAUAUAGAUUUUAUUUCUUUAAAAUCAUGAAAUAUUAUCAUCCUUUAGCUCCCCACCACUGAAACAUUGACUGAAUUAAAAUUGUAAUAUUUGUAUUUGG
This is a messenger RNA of Engraulis encrasicolus (European anchovy), 3042 nucleotides long. It is a transcript of the gene dzip1, whose product is annotated as DAZ interacting zinc finger protein 1. Lineage: Eukaryota; Metazoa; Chordata; Actinopteri; Clupeiformes; Engraulidae. Gene Ontology annotation, biological process: cilium assembly. The transcript has 19 exons. Gene Ontology annotation, cellular component: ciliary basal body; cytoplasm. The coding region runs from base 71 to 2794 and encodes 907 amino acids. The record is from RefSeq and is a predicted model, not a curated record.